Oryza sativa Japonica Group (Japanese rice) is the source of this 2218-nucleotide messenger RNA. NCBI's taxonomy places the organism in Eukaryota, Viridiplantae, Streptophyta, Magnoliopsida, Poales, Poaceae. The record is from RefSeq and is a predicted model, not a curated record.
CGGCUUCCUCCCUCUCCCUCUUGCUCUCCUCCACACGGCGCCCUCACGCGCGCCACCUGUCUCUCUCUCUCUCUCUCUCUCUCUCUCUCUCCUCGCCGCUCGCUCGCUCGCUCGCUCGCGUGGGGAGGAGUCGCUAGGGCUUCGACCUCCGCAUUCCGAUCUCGCGCCGCGUCGCUGCCGAUCGGCGGGGUUUGGUGUUUGGUGUUUUGGGGAUGGUGUCGGGUGGGCGCGUGGGGGGUGGAGAAGGGGAGGCGGGGGAGGCGGCGGAGGUGGCGGUGGCGAUGGUGGAUAAUGAGGAGGAGAUGGCGCAGGCGCAGGCGCCACCCGCGGCGGCGGUGGCGGCGAGGGAGCUGGUGGUGGGGUACGCGCUGACGUCGAAGAAGGCCAAGAGCUUCCUCCAGCCCAAGCUCCGCGGACUCGCCAGGAAGAAAGGGAUCCUUUUUGUUGCUAUUGAUCAAAAACGUCCACUGUCAGAUCAAGGACCUUUUGACAUUGUUCUGCAUAAGUUGACAGGAAGGGAGUGGCAACAAUUAUUGGAGGAAUAUAGGGAGGAACACCCAGAAGUUACUGUUCUUGACCCACCAGGUGCCAUAGAACAUCUGCUUAAUCGUCAAUCUAUGCUUCAAGAGGUUUCUGAAUUGGACCUCUCAGAUUGUCAUGGUAGAGUCGGUGUUCCUAAGCAGCUGUUUGUUAAUACAGAUCCAUCAUCAAUACCAGCUGCUGUUAUGAGGGCUGGUCUAUCUCUUCCAUUAGUGGCAAAGCCUCUGGUGGCAAAAUCCCAUGAGUUAUCUCUUGCUUAUGAUCCAAUCUCCUUGACGAAGCUUGAGCCUCCGCUUGUUCUUCAGGAAUUUGUAAACCAUGGUGGUGUCUUGUUUAAGGUCUACAUUGUUGGGGAUGCGAUACGGGUUGUGCGUAGGUUUUCGCUUCCCAACGUUGAUGUAGGUGAUUUAUCAAACAAUGCUGGAGUAUUUCGGUUUCCAAGGGUCUCUUGUGCUUCAGCCAACGCAGAUGAUGCAGAUCUGGACCCCCAUGUUGCUGAACUUCCUCCAAGACCACUUCUCGAGAUAUUGGCAAGAGAGCUGCGCCGACGAUUGGGUCUUAGAUUGUUUAACAUUGAUAUGAUUAGAGAGCAUGGGACAAGAGAUCGGUUCUAUGUCAUAGACAUGAACUAUUUUCCUGGGUAUGGUAAAAUGCCUGGAUAUGAACAUGUAUUCACCGACUUUCUGCUGAGUCUAGUUCAAAAGGAGUACAAACGACGACCAAGCUAUAGCUCAUGCGAGGGGUGAAACGACGAGCCCUUCACCGUGUCAGUGUGUCUCGAAUUCGCUGUGUGUGUAGUACAAAUGUGAAUGCAAGAAGGCAAGAGCAAAUCCUCCGUGGUAAAGUUGGGCAUCAGUAGUUGCGAUAAAGCAGCGAUGACUGUGUCAAGCUGUAAAUUAUUAGCUCCCGUUUGCUAACUUCUCUUGUUCUCAAAUAAUUUUGCUCGGCUAAUUAAUGAAGUUAAGAUGUUACCUGCUACAAAUGUGCGAAAGGAGUGCCUUUUUUUGCUUGGUACCAUCACAAAUAUCAGCUGUGGAAAAAUCGUGAUGUCUGGUGAAAUCCUGGUGGCUUCAGUUGAUGAUAAAUCUGGAACACCUUUGAAAUGCUCGAAGUCCACUGUAAGAUACAGGAGUCCCAACUCUGCUAAGGCCAUUCACAGUGUGUCACCAUUAUUUACGAAGAACCUCAUAACCUCCACACUCCACAGUGCAAGUACUAGUAGUGGGUCCCACUGGUACAUCUUUUUACUUUCAUCUUCCAAUCUCUCUUUCUUUUCUCAAGCUGUUCUCUCUCAACUCUCAAGUACUACUCUCUCAAGUGAGCUCUCUCCCGAGGCUCCAAGCGGUGGCGGAAGGCGGCGGCAACGUCGAGCGGCGCACGGCGCCCUCCCGUCCUCUGUCCACAACGGUGGCGCGGGGCAGAUCGAGCGGCGGCGGUGCUGGGCAGAUGUGGCGGCGGCGCUGGGCGAAGCCGCGCGCUCUGGCUCCUCUUCCUCUGUCGCGACCCGAGCCCGACCGGAGCGGCAGCUGGGUAGCCAGAUCCAGGUUGGGCUCGCCGGAUCUAGCCGUGGACGGCGACGGCGGGCUCGUCAGCUUACCACGGCGAUGGCGGGCUAGGCGGCUCGUCGGCAAGGAGGCGACGACGGCAGCGGGAAGGAGGGCGUUGCCACUCGCUCCAC